AUGUCAGUCUCAGAACACCCAGAGAUUGAUGGAGCCCUUAUGCCAUCCAAUGGUUUGGUUCCGCCGAACGGUUCUAUCUCAGAGGGAUCCUGCCUCCCACAGUUCAGUUUAGUGCGCACAAUGGUGACGAGAACCUGCCCAACCCAGCAUUUCUUCGCUGUCACUACAUCUUGGCUGAGGUUUAUAACGGUCUCACUACUCUUAGGACAUGAACUUGCAAAACCUUUCCCUAAGGUUGUUGCCGCGAGGAGCGAGACGACGAAGAAGGACGUCCAAGAUCAUCUCACAAACCUCGGUCUCAGAGAAGCAACGAUGUACGUCGACGAUGAUGGAGUGCAGUAUUCUCGUGAUAUUGCAAAGAAGAUGACACCCGGAUGGAUGGUCGAGUGGCUCUACGGGAAAUCACCCGAAACUUAA
This is a messenger RNA of Colletotrichum paranaense, 417 nucleotides long. RefSeq lists its product as uncharacterized. The transcript has 2 exons. The record is from RefSeq and is a predicted model, not a curated record. Lineage: Eukaryota; Fungi; Ascomycota; Sordariomycetes; Glomerellales; Glomerellaceae. The coding region runs from base 1 to 417 and encodes 138 amino acids.